Molecule: messenger RNA, 2835 nt
Organism: Tetrapisispora phaffii CBS 4417
Lineage: Eukaryota; Fungi; Ascomycota; Saccharomycetes; Saccharomycetales; Saccharomycetaceae
Gene: RAD54
Product: DNA-dependent ATPase RAD54
Exons: 1
Coding region: 1-2835 (944 amino acids)
Biological process (GO): reciprocal meiotic recombination; double-strand break repair via synthesis-dependent strand annealing
Cellular component (GO): nucleus
Molecular function (GO): ATP binding; hydrolase activity, acting on acid anhydrides; ATP-dependent chromatin remodeler activity
Source: RefSeq, a predicted model, not a curated record
AUGGCAAGAAGACUCCCUGACAGACCUCCAAAUGGCAUAGGAUUCGGCUCCACUCCAAAAUUGGUUCCAAGGCAAUUAAAUGUCGAUGACGCCAGAAACGUGCUCUCGAAGCCAUUCAAAGUCCCUUAUAAAGUUAGCAAGCCCGCUGGAAGCACCUCUCGAUCGCCAACUGUGCUUGCCAAUACAAGAAGAGUAUUGAGGGAAAGAAAUAAGAACGUUUCCUACAAAGGUCUGGAUGGUGACGGCGCAGAAUUGAAUUCCCUACAAAAUAUAGAUGGCGUGGUAAAUGAAAACGGUGAAUUGAUCAAAACACGACGUAAGGAUGCCCUUAGUGCAAGAAGACUCGCUGAGGAUCCAGAGAGGUUGAGUCGGAUAGAACUGACUUUGAGAAAAACCUUUAACGUGCCAAUUAAAGGCUAUACGCAAAGACACAGUCUGCCGUUGACUUUGGGAACAAAGAGAAAGAUCAUCUCGGAACCAAGACCGUUGCAUGAUCCCUCUGACGAACUUGCUAUUGUGCUAUACGAUCCAUCUGUGGAUGGGGAUAUGAUUAUCCAAGAAGACGCAGAUCAAGUCGAAUCAAUAAGAGAUAUUGCAACAAUGGGCAAUAAAAAAGAACAAGAAAAGGAAAAAGAAAAACAGAAACAAAUGGAAAUAGAAAGAUUAGCGCAUCAACAAAAAUUCUCACAUCGCAGUGUCAUGCCAAAUGGUAUAAGGAAUAAACCGUUAACAGAAUUGUUAAAGCACAAUCUGACUUCGACUGAUAUGAAUGAAAGUGCAAAAAAGUUUCCUAGUAUUCCGGUGGUCUUAGAUCCAAUGCUAGUCAAGAUUUUAAGGCCACAUCAAGUUGAAGGUGUAAAAUUUCUGUACCGUUGUGUAACAGGUCUAGUAAUGAAGGAUUAUUUAGAGAAGGAAGCACUAGAAAUGUUACCAGCUUCAAUAGACGCUAAUGACACAUCAAGAAUAUCUGAAGUAAGUAAUGAAGAUCUUGAAAUGAAGGAUCAAUCAAAUUCAGAAUCUAACGAUUCAACUCCUAAAACAGGUACUCCGUCAGAUACAACUCCAUCUGAGAAAGAAACUCAAGAUAAUUCUAAAAAUAUUGGUGCAUACGGUUGUAUCAUGGCGGAUGAAAUGGGUUUAGGUAAAACAUUGCAAUGUAUUACGUUAAUGUGGACACUGUUGAAACAAGGACCAAAGGGUAAAAGAUUGAUUGAUAAGUGUAUUAUUGUCUGUCCGUCCUCGUUAGUUAAUAAUUGGGCAAAUGAAUUAAUAAAAUGGUUAGGACCUGGCACAUUAACUCCCUUGGCCAUCGACGGUAAAAAAUCAUCGUUAGCUAAUGGUGGUAAUGCAACAGUGUCGCAGGCUGUUAGGGGAUGGGCUCAAGCAAGAGGCAGAAAUAUCGUAAAACCAGUGUUGAUUAUAUCAUAUGAAACUCUUCGUAGAAAUGUGGAUCAAUUGCAAGGUUGUAAAGUAGGUUUGAUGUUGGCGGACGAGGGUCAUAGACUAAAAAAUGGUGAAUCAUUGACAUUCACUGCUCUAAAUAGUAUCGACUGUCCAAGAAGAGUUAUUUUGUCAGGUACACCGAUUCAAAAUGAUUUAUCCGAAUAUUUCUCAUUAUUAAAUUUUUCUAAUCCUGGAUUAUUAGGAACAAGAUCAGAAUUUAGAAGAAAUUUUGAAAUUCCAAUUCUGAAUGGGCGUGACUCAGAAGCUAGUGACGAAGAUAUCAAGAAAGGUGAACGCCAACUUCAAAAAUUGUCUCAUAUCGUUUCCAAAUUCAUUAUUAGACGUACCAACGAUAUUUUAUCAAAAUAUUUACCAUGUAAAUACGAACAUGUUAUUUUUGUAAAUUUAAAACCUUUUCAAAGAGAUGUAUACAAAAGUAUUAUUAAAACUAAAGAAGUUGCAGAAGCAGUGAAAAAUUCCAAAAAGGGAGGUUCGAUGAUGUUGAGGUCGAUCGGUUUAUUGAAAAAGCUAUGUAAUCAUCCGGAUUUGAUCAAUUUAGAAGAGGAAUUGGAUAAUUUAGAUGACUCUUUGGUUAUACCUGAUGAUUAUAAUAUUUCUAAUGCUGCAAAAAGUAGAGAUGUUCGUAUUGAAUUUUCUGGUAAAUUUGCAAUUUUAGAAAGAUUUUUACAUAAAAUCAACACAGAAUCCAACGACAAAAUUGUUUUAAUUUCAAAUUAUACACAAACUUUAGAUUUGAUUGAAAAACUAUGCAGGCGUAGACAAUAUGGUGUUUUACGAUUAGAUGGUACAAUGAAUAUAAACAAAAGACAAAAAUUGGUCGACAGAUUUAAUUCUCCCGAUGAGCCGGAAUUCAUUUUCUUGUUAAGUUCUAAAGCAGGUGGAUGUGGUAUUAACUUAAUAGGUGCUAACAGACUUAUAUUAUUGGAUCCUGAUUGGAAUCCAGCUUCUGAUCAACAAGCUUUAGCGCGUGUAUGGAGAGAUGGUCAAAAGAAGGAUUGUUUUAUUUACAGAUUUAUUUCUACCGGUACUAUUGAAGAAAAGGUGUUCCAAAGACAAUCUAUGAAAAUGAGUUUAAGUUCUUGUGUGGUUGAUGAAAAGGAAGAUGUAGAGAGAUUAUUCAGUACUGAUAAUUUAAAACAAUUAUUUCAAUUAAAUGAAAAAACGAUCUGUGAUACUCAUGAAACGUAUGGUUGUAAACGUUGUGAUCUUUCAGGUAAACAAAGAUUAAAAUCACCUACAAUGUUGUAUGGUGAUGCAACAUCUUGGAACCAUUUAAAUCAUCAAGCAUUAGAGAAAACUAACGAUCAUUUGUUGCGUAAUGAAUUCGGUUUUGAUGACGUUAGUUAUGCAUUUCAAUAUAUUUCCCAUUAA